AUGGAUAAAAGAGAGUUACUUAUAUACCCCGUUGAAGUGUGUGACAAGGACCGUGCUAACUUGAAACAAAAUGUACAAAAUCCAAACGUACAUUUGGUUCCCCAAACUGCCUCAAUGCUCAAUGCAAUUAGAACCCCUACACAUGCUGGCGUAAAUCAACAGGGUGAAGACGCCUACCACAACUUUGCCAUUAAAUCACCACCUACACCCUCCAAAAUAUAUGACUGUUGCACCUACAAUCAGCACAAUCAAAAUGAAAUAGAUCAACGCCAUGAUGGGAGCAAUGCACAUGUCUAUGAGUGCAAACCGUUUACAUUUAGUAAUCAAUCAUACGAUAUGAAUCCACUGAAUACACCGAAAAUGAGACAAGAUUCCUACGUCAAACCCGAUACAAACAAGUUCACUCACCCACAAUUUGACACUACUCCAAAACAUUCAAUUGGUGGCACACAUUUUAGCCGACAGUUUCCAGAUAUGGAUUUCGUAUCUAACGCUGUAUCACCACAUACCAUAGCAAAUUCAAAACAUUCAACUAGUUCGCACCAACAAAUUGCCAGAUCUCAACAUAAUUCUCUGCUCCAGCAGUAUGUGAACCAACAGGGCGGAUCUACCCCAAAAUUAACGCAUAAUUUAUCGGUGCCCGAGGAAUAUUCACUUAAUAAGGUUAGAAAUCAUUUUUACAUUGCAUUUGAUUUUAAAACAGAAGUAUUAUAUUACUUUAAAACCCUUUUCAGUUUAUUGACCAUAAUUUUAAACAAGAUAAUUACCUUACCAACAACUUGCUGUAUAUUGGUGGCUUUAAUACAAGUGCAUUCUUAUUAA
Babesia microti strain RI is the source of this 822-nucleotide messenger RNA. RefSeq lists its product as hypothetical. The transcript has a single exon. The record is from RefSeq and is a predicted model, not a curated record. Bases 1 to 822 code for a protein of 273 amino acids. NCBI's taxonomy places the organism in Eukaryota, Apicomplexa, Aconoidasida, Piroplasmida, Babesiidae.